UCACUGAGGGUGAUGGUGAUGACAGUCGUGUUGCUGGUGUCGUUGGUGUUGCUGGCGUUGCACAAUUAUUCUAUCCUGAUAAAAGUUUCUAAACCAAGAGUAAAGCCCUGGUAACAAUCAUUAACGAGCCACAGAAACAAUUAAAUCGCUGAAUUGCUUCUGUUGAGUUGAUGUUCUGUCGUCCCUGAUGGUCUGCGGGGCAAAAGCCCCCUCGCCCACGCGGCCCGUGCAAAUAAUAAUUCUCCAAACUCGGCCUGUUGCUCAUCUCCGAACUGUCCACAAAAAUCAUUUGUGGCCUCUUUUCCAUCAUCUACACACCAUCAUCAAGCUAGUACACCAUGGCAAUCCAUUACCUAAUUCUGCUGUCGAGACAGGGCAAAGUGCGCCUCGCCAAAUGGUUCACAACUCUCUCUCCUAAGGAGAAGGCCAAGAUCAUCAAGGAUGUGACCCAACUUGUUCUUUCGCGCCGGACGCGGAUGUGCAAUUUCCUCGAAUACAAAGACAGCAAGGUCGUUUACCGACGUUAUGCGUCCCUCUUCUUCAUCGCCGGAUGUGCCUCCACCGAUAACGAACUGAUUACCCUCGAAGUCGUGCACCGAUACGUUGAACAAAUGGACAAGUACUACGGCAACGUUUGCGAGCUGGACAUCAUUUUCAACUUCCAAAAGGCUUAUUUCAUUUUGGACGAGUUGUUGUUGGCUGGAGAAAUGCAGGAGAGUAGCAAGAAGAAUGUUCUCAGGUGUAUAAGCCAACAGGACAGCUUGGAAGAUAUGGAGGUUGAGGACGAUGUGGUUACGAAGAUCAUGUAA
Messenger RNA from Aspergillus wentii DTO 134E9, 809 nucleotides. RefSeq names its product AP-1 complex subunit sigma. Gene Ontology annotation, cellular component: intracellular membrane-bounded organelle; AP-1 adaptor complex. The record is from RefSeq and is a predicted model, not a curated record. NCBI's taxonomy places the organism in Eukaryota, Fungi, Ascomycota, Eurotiomycetes, Eurotiales, Aspergillaceae. Gene Ontology annotation, molecular function: clathrin-cargo adaptor activity. Bases 339 to 809 code for a protein of 156 amino acids. The transcript has 5 exons. Gene Ontology annotation, biological process: protein transport; vesicle-mediated transport.